Messenger RNA from Rhododendron vialii, 2036 nucleotides. RefSeq names its product nucleobase-ascorbate transporter 1. The record is from RefSeq and is a predicted model, not a curated record. The transcript has 14 exons. Lineage: Eukaryota; Viridiplantae; Streptophyta; Magnoliopsida; Ericales; Ericaceae. Gene Ontology annotation, cellular component: membrane. Bases 206 to 1765 code for a protein of 519 amino acids. Gene Ontology annotation, molecular function: transmembrane transporter activity. Gene Ontology annotation, biological process: transmembrane transport.
CGUUAUCUUAAGCAUCUCUCUCUCUCUCUCUCUCUCUCUCUCUCUCUUCAUUUCUUUUUCCUACUUUUGUCCACUUUUCUUUCUGGGGUGUGGCUAUGUGCUUUUACUUUGUUCUUUAAUUCUUCCCCUUGGUUCUUCCCUUCUUUAUUCCCCUCUCUCUCUCUCUCCCCUCUGAUUCCGUGUGAAGCUCAGGAAGGCUUCACCAAUGGCAGACAUAAGCCACCCUCCUAUGGAACAGCUUCAGGACCUCGAAUACUGCAUAGAUUCUAAUCCUCCAUGGGCUGAAACCAUCUUGUUAGCAUUCCAGAAUUACAUAUUGAUGUUGGGCACAAGUGUAAUGAUUCCUACACUUCUCGUCCCAUUAAUGGGUGGAACUGAUGGUGACAAGGCACGGGUGAUACAAACUCUUCUAUUUGUGGCCGGCAUCAACACACUUCUCCAAGCACUGUUCGGAACAAGGUUACCAGCUGUUGUUGGAGCGUCCUAUGCUUAUGUCAUUCCUAUUCUUUACAUCAUAAAUGACUCAUCCCUGCAACGAAUAACUGAACCCCAUGUUAGAUUUAUACACACAAUGCGAGCCAUCCAAGGAGCUUUAAUUGUAGCGUCUAGCAUACAAAUCAUCUUGGGUUACAGCCAAGUUUGGGGUCUCUUUUCACGGUUUUUCAGCCCUCUUGGUAUGGCACCUGUGGUUGGAUUGGUUGGUUUUGGGAUGUUUCAACGAGGAUUUCCUGCGCUUGGCAAUUGUGUAGAAAUUGGGAUACCAAUGCUAUUGUUGAUCAUUGGACUGUCACAAUAUCUGAAGCAUGUGAGACCACUGAGGGAUUUACCCAUUUUUGAACGAUUUCCUGUAUUGAUCUCUGUCUCAAUCAUCUGGGUAUAUGCAAUUAUACUGACUGCGGGUGGGGCCUACCGCAACAGUCCUUAUAUCACUCAACACAGUUGCCGUACAGACAAAGCAGAUCUCAUAUCGACUGCCCCAUGGUUCAAGUUUCCUUACCCUUUGCAAUGGGGGCCACCUUCUUUUUCAGCAGGACAUUCCUUUGCCAUGAUGUCAGCAGUUCUUGUGUCAAUGGUUGAGUCCACUGGUGCAUACAAGGCAGCAUCUCGGCUGGCGAUUGCCACUCCUCCUCCUGCCUAUGUUUUGAGUCGGGGCAUCGGCUGGCAGGGGAUUGGUGUUAUGCUUGAUGGUCUUUUUGGAACGCUCACUGGUUCUACUGUAUCAGUGGAGAAUGUAGGACUCCUUGGACUCACCCGAGUUGGAAGUCGCAGAGUCGUCCAAAUUUCGGCUGGCUUCAUGAUUUUCUUCUCCAUCUUAGGAAAAUUUGGAGCUGUUUUUGCCUCAAUACCUUUCCCCAUAUAUGCUGCAUUGUACUGUCUUCUCUUCGGCAUUGUGGGAUCAGUCGGCCUCUCAUUUCUACAGUUCACUAACAUGAAUUCUAUGAGAAAUCUCACAAUCAUGGGGCUCUCGCUCUUCCUGGGGUUGUCUGUUCCUCAAUUCUUUAAUGAGUACCAGACACUUCACAGAGGUCUCGUUCGCACCAACGCUGGAUGGUUCAACGCAUUCAUGAACACCCUAUUCUCGUCUCCACCGACAGUAGGAUUGAUAGUUGCAGUGUUCCUUGACAACACAAUAGAGGUAGAGAAGUCGAAGAAAGACCGAGGGAUGCCGUGGUGGGUAAAGUUCAGAACAUUCAGAGGAGACAACAGAAACGAAGAGUUCUACACACUGCCAUUCAACCUCAACAGGUUCUUCCCACCGACAUGACCGAGGUUUCCAUGAAAAUCAUCGAACCAAGAAAGUUCCUUUCUUUUUUCCUAUCCACAAUUCCAUCAACAUGAAUAGUGCCAGUAGUUCUCAUCGGAGGUUAGUAUUCUUGGUUGUAGGCAGAUUGGCAAAUGUUUAUUCCUCUUCUGCAAUCGUCUCCAUUUUUUGGUGGGCCAUGUGUAGCAAGGUCCCAGAUAGAUUUUGAUCCAUGUUUUUCUAGGUUCUAUACUUAAGGUAUUCAUAAGAAAUGGCAUCUGCUCUCUCUUCCUAA